AUUCUAGUGGAGGGGUAGAUGGAAGUUAUAGUGGCUAUUCUAAACACACAGCUUCACAUUUAGUCAUCGUCGUCGAUCGGUCAGAGCCGGUACCAAGGUCUAAUCAAUAACCAGUUCUAGACAGUGCGUAUCGUGACACUACUCCACCCAUACUAUGGCAGGCGUUCCACAGGUGGAUAAAUAUCCGACGAAGUAUGAUCCAUAUCGACCCGUGGAUUACAGCUUACACCGCCAAAUUGCGCUCGACGAUUUACGCGAAGAACCGGUCAUCGCAGAACAGGCUCUGCAGCUGCUGCGUGAAUGGAUUACUAAGAAUACGGCCAUCCACGCCUGUCGUACAGAUGCACGGUUUCUGUUGCGAUUUCUUCGUGUCCGCAAAUUUGCGCAUGUGGCAUCGUGUGAGACCCUGGAACGAAACCUCGCGAUGCGUCAACGAUUCCCGGAGUGGUUCCGCCAUCUCGACACAUCCGAACCGUGGGUACAAGAAAUGAUCGAUAGUGAGUUUAUGUUGCCGCUGGGGCGAGACGAUAUGGGUCGUUCGGUCAUUCUGUGCCAAUGGGCCAACGUCGAUAUUAAACGGUUCACGGUCGCGCACCAGAUUCGCUUCAUGCAAAUGAUACUGGAGUGCUUGUUUGAGGACGAGCGAACCCAGAUCGCGGGAACGGUCGCCAUUUCCGAUCACUCGAACAUAUCGAUGAAAUCAAUCGCGCAGUGGUCGUUGACGGAUAUCAAGAACUACAUCGAUUGCGUCAAUAAAUCGUUUCCGGUGCGUGUGCGUGAGGUGCAUGUGGCCAAUAUGCCAAUGUUCGCAUCCACCGUCGGUGAAUGGAUAAUGAGUUGUUGCAGUGAAAAGUUACGCAGCCGUUUGAAGUGCUACGGAUCUGUGGAAGCGUUCGUUUCGACAACCAACCUAAAGGCCUUGCUUCCAAAAGAGUACGGUGGAAAGCAGGAUGUUUCGGAAUUAAAACGGGAGUUGAGACAAAUGCUAGAUCAGCACCGGGAGGUACUGCUGGCAUUGGAUGACAUGAAAAUCGACGAGAAACGCUGCGGCUCGAUUUGGAAUCAAAACCAGCGUACUGACCUUGAAUCUGGUGCAAUCGGCAGUUUCCGGAAGCUGAAUGUAGAUUAGCAACGACUUCUAGCUGUAUCCGUUUUGUCUUAACUCGAUUACCGAUUGCUCCAGAUGCGCAAUCUUUGAAAACUAUACAUUCCACUAACAGCACAUCGGACGACAAACAAGUGAAGUGGCUGGGGAAU
Anopheles darlingi is the source of this 1257-nucleotide messenger RNA. RefSeq names its product clavesin-2-like. Lineage: Eukaryota; Metazoa; Arthropoda; Insecta; Diptera; Culicidae. The transcript is spliced from 2 exons. The record is from RefSeq and is a predicted model, not a curated record. The coding region runs from base 155 to 1129 and encodes 324 amino acids. Gene Ontology annotation, cellular component: membrane. Gene Ontology annotation, molecular function: phosphatidylinositol bisphosphate binding.